AUGCGUGCCGUCGCAAUCCUAUUGUUCCUUCUGGGGGCAGUCAUCUCGCUGGCAAGCGCACAGCGAGACAACGGAUACACUGAUGUCGUCCAGUGGGACGAGAACAGCCUGUUUAUCAAUGGCGAACGCGUCUACAUCUACUCAGGCGAAUUCCACUAUGCCCGUCUGCCCGUGCCAGAGCUGUGGCGCGACGUUAUCCAGAAUGUCUACUUCUUCUGGUCCUACCACUCGCCUUCCAAGGGCGUCUUCGAUUUCGAGUCGCCCGGCAAGGACAUCCAGAAGCUCUUCGACAUGGCCAAGGAAGAGGGCGUCUACAUCAUCGCCCGGCCGGGGCCUUACUGCAACGCCGAGACCAGCGCAGGCGGCUACGGCCUCUACCUCACCGACGGCAGCGGCGGCGACAUCCGGACCAACGACGAGACAUACCACGCGCAAUGGCUCGCCUGGGUCGACGCCGUCAUGCCCAUCAUCGCGCGCAACCAGAUCACCGAGGGCGGGCCCGUCAUCCUCGUGCAGGUCGAGAACGAGCUCACCGAGAGCCGGCACGUGGCCGACGACCCGCUCGUGCUGUACAUGGAGCAGCUCAAGCAGGCGUUCCGCGACCACGGCAUCGUCGUGCCGUUCACGUCCAACGAGAAGGGCAUGCGCGGGCAGAGCUGGUCGGUCGACUACCAGGACGUCGGCGGCGCCGUCGACAUCUACGGGCUGGACUCGUACGCGGGCGGGCUGAGCUGCAGCAACAUCGACACGGGCUUCACCGUGCUGCGCACCUACUACCAGUGGUUCCAGAACUACUCGUUCACCCAGCCCGAGUACACGCCCGAGUUCAAGGCGGGCUGGUUCCAGCCGUGGGGCGGCUACUUCUUCGACGAAUGCGUGUCCGAACACGACACGGCGUAUCCCGACGUCUUCUACAAGAACAACAUUGCCCAGCGCAUGACGCUGCAGAACAUGUACAUGACGUACGGCGGCACCAACUGGGGCCACCUGGCCGCGCCCGUCGUCUACACGUCCUACGACUACGGCGCGCCGCUGCGCGAGACGCGCGAGGUGUGGGACAAGUUCAAGCACAUCAAGCUGAUCAGCCUGUUCACCCGCGUCAGCGACGGCCUCUUGAACACGCGCAUGGAGAGCAAUGGCACCGGCAAUGCCGUCAACGACACGGCCAUCUUCACCUGGGUGCUGCGAAACCCGGAGACCGAGGCCCGCUUCUACUUCACCCAGCACGACAACUCGCGGUCCCGGGCAAACACUGCAUUCUCCCUGGACGUCGCCACGUCCGCAGGCGCCAUCACCAUCCCCAGCCUCGACCUCCAGGGCCGCCAGAGCAGGAUCGUCGUCACCGACUACCCCGUCGGCGACUACACGCUCCUGUACUCGUCGGCCGAAGUCCUGACCUACGGCCUCUUCGACGUCCCCGUGCUGGUCUUCUACCUCAACGAAGGCCAAGUCGGCGAGCUCGCCUUCAAAGGAUCAGACCUCCAAACCGCAAACUUCACCACGCACGGCGCCACCACCGACUUCGCCGCCAGCGCCGCCGGCAACGGCACCUCCGCAGCCUUCAAGUACACGCAGACCAAGGGCGCCACCGUGGUCAAGUUCGCCCGGGGCCCGGUGCUCUACCUCCUCGAGCGGUGGGCGGCCUACACCUUCUUCGCGCCGGCCACGACGUCGGAUCCGCACGUCGCGCCGGACGAGCAAGUCUUCGUGCUGGGCCCGUACCUCGUGCGUUCCGCCUCCAUCUCGGGCAGCACCGUCUCCCUCUCCGGCGACCACCUGAACGCAACCAGCAUCGACGUCUACGCCGGCGGCAGCGACGCCGCGUCCGCCGUCGACACCAUCAGCUGGAACGGCGUCGCGCUGGCAACCACGCGCUCGGCGUACGGCUCGCUGCAGGCCUCGCUGCCGGGCAUCGUCGACCGCGCCGUGCCGCUGCCGGCCCUCGCCGGGUGGAAGGUGGCCGACGGGCUGCCCGAGGCGGCGGCCGCGUACGACGACUCGCGGUGGGCGGUGGCCAACAAGACGACGACGCUCAGCCCGGUGGCGCCGGCGACGCUGCCCGUGCUGUACGGCAGCGACUACGGCUUCUACGCGGGCGCCCUCAUCUACCGCGGCCACUUCGACAACGACGAUGGCGGCGUCACCGGCGCCAACGUCACCGUGCAGGGCGGCGCGGCGGCCGGGUGGUCGGCCUGGCUGAACGGCGCUCUCGUCGGCGGGCACCCCGGCAACGCGUCGCUCGUCUCGACGUCGGCGGUGCUGGACUUCGCCGGCGCCGGCGGCAACGCCACUAGUAGCCUGGCGGCCGAGGGCAACGUGCUCACCGUCGUGACCGACUACACCGGGCACGACCAGGACAGCCAGGGGCCGUACGGGCCGCUCAACCCGCGCGGCAUCAUCGCGGCGAGCCUGCUGGGGGAUGGUACUGCCACCAAUGCCACGGCGCCCUCGUUCAAGCAGUGGAAGCUGCAGGGCAACGCGGGCGGCGGGGCGGGCUACGUCGACCCCGUGCGCGGCCCGCUCAACGAGGGCGGGCUGCACGGCGAGAGGCUCGGCUGGCACCUGCCCGGCUUCGACGCCUCGGCGUGGGAUGACGGCGAUCCGCGCGAGGGCUUUGGCGGCGCCGGCAUCCGCUGGUACACGACCGAGUUCGAGCUGGACGUCGAUGAGGAUUUGGAUGCGCCCAUCGGGUUGGAGCUGGGCAUGCCGGAGGGGACGGUGGCGAGGGUGCAGGUUUUCGUCAAUGGGUACCAAUAUGGCAAGUAUUUGCCGCAUAUUGGCCCGCAGACGAAGUUCCCGUUCCCGCCGGGCGUGCUGAACAACAGGGGCUCCAACACGCUGUCGCUCAGUGUCUGGGCGCAGUCGGAAGACGGGGCUGCUUUUGACAAGGUGGAGCUCGUUUUGUAUGGCAAGUAUCAGUCCGACUUUGGCUUCUCGAGGGAUUGGAGCGACCUGCAGCCUGGCUGGUCGGAGGAUCGCCUGCAGUACGCGUAG
Messenger RNA from Diplodia corticola, 2994 nucleotides. Its product is annotated as glycoside hydrolase family 35 protein. The transcript is spliced from 3 exons. Lineage: Eukaryota; Fungi; Ascomycota; Dothideomycetes; Botryosphaeriales; Botryosphaeriaceae. The record is from RefSeq and is a predicted model, not a curated record. Gene Ontology annotation, biological process: carbohydrate metabolic process. Bases 1 to 2994 code for a protein of 997 amino acids. Gene Ontology annotation, molecular function: beta-galactosidase activity. Gene Ontology annotation, cellular component: vacuole.